Messenger RNA from Maniola jurtina (meadow brown), 1723 nucleotides. RefSeq names its product alpha-(1,3)-fucosyltransferase C-like. Lineage: Eukaryota; Metazoa; Arthropoda; Insecta; Lepidoptera; Nymphalidae. The transcript is spliced from 2 exons. The record is from RefSeq and is a predicted model, not a curated record. Gene Ontology annotation, cellular component: membrane. Gene Ontology annotation, molecular function: alpha-(1->3)-fucosyltransferase activity. The coding region runs from base 234 to 1490 and encodes 418 amino acids.
CAGUACUGCCACAGUAUAGCGUUGGUGUUCGUCCGUAACCGUCCCCACUAACUGCUCGUUUGGUUUUUCUGCGCGACAGUCAUAUUAUUUCCUUUUUUAUCAUUACUUAUCCGAUAAGAUAUAUGGGUUCGAUAUGGUCUUUUAUCUAAAUAAUUUAGAAAUAUCAAUAACGUCUAAAAUACAAACGUAUAAUAUGUUGUGUUAGUAUUGUGUUAGUGCCAUAAAAUUAAGACAUGAAAAUGAGAUAUAACUUAAUAUCAUUUAAAACUUUCUUUUAUAUUAUAACAUUUUCUAUGUUGAUCUUACUAUAUUUAUCCUUGAAUGAUUUAAAAACGCAAAACGAGAUUCUAUUUAUUAAAAGAAUGGAGGGAGUCGAAAACACUAUGGAAAAGGUACUGCAACAUUUAGACAAAAACAUAGAAGAUGAUAAAGCAAAUUCAAAACCUAAGUUGGAACUUAAAUAUAUAUUGCAGUGGACAUCUCCGAAAAAUGUACCAUUUGUGUACAUGGGCGAAGGCCAAAAAGGGUUUAUAGAUAGAAAUUGCACUUUUACAAAUUGCUAUGUGACCAGCAAUAGGACUUAUCUCGGUGAUUACACUAAGUUUGACGUAAUUGCAUUUUGUGGCCCAGAAGCAGUACGUAUGAGUAAGAAUUCUUUACCAGAGAGAAGAUCACCUCAUCAAAAGUUUUCAUUUGCGAGCAUAGAGUCCUCCGACUACUAUCCAGUAUGUUCUGAUAAACUAAACAAUGUCUUUAACUGGACUUGGACAUACAAAUUAGAGUCGGAAGCUAAAUGGGGUUAUAUAGUAGUGAGAGAUGCCAAUCAUAACAUUAUAGGACCUAAAAAAAACAUGCAUUGGUUGAGAUUGGCAGAAAUGGGUCCAGUUAGUGAGGAAUUAAAAAAGAAAUUAAAAAAGAAAACUAAGGCAGCAGCAUGGUUUGUAUCAAACUGCUAUUCGAAGAGUGGCCGAGAAAGAUUUGUCAAAGAGUUACAAGCGGCGCUUAAGAAGUAUAAUUUAAACGUAGAUAUUUAUGGAACAUGUGGCCCUCUAAAAUGUUCUAGAGAUAAUCAAGAUGAUUGCAACAAAAUGCUUAGCAAUGAUUAUUAUUUUUAUCUAUCUUUUGAAAAUUCGUUUGCUGAAGAUUAUGUUACUGAGAAGUUACUAUAUCCGUUACAGCAUGAUGCUAUCCCAAUUGUGUUUGGUGGUGCCAAUUAUACUAGAUUCAUGCCAGAUGGGAUUUAUUUGAAUGCCAGGGAAUUAGGUGCUGAAAAGUUAGCAGCAAAAAUGAACGAGCUCAUUCAAAACCCUGAUUCGUAUGCAGAGUAUUUUAGAUGGAAGAAACAUUAUUCAUUCUACAGAAGAUAUGAAAGUAUAGAAACAGAUGACUACUGUAGCUUCUGUACUAUUCUGAAUAACGAAGAGCUAGUGAAACGGACAAGUAUAUACGAGGACUUCAGACAUUGGUGGGAUCCACCAGGGCGGUGUUGAGAGUGGUUUGGAAGUUUACAUUUAAGUCUAAUUUAUAUUUCUUUCAUAAGAUGAUUAACGAAAUAAAACUGGCCUUAGUUAUGUUGUUAACGAAAUGAAUAUUUCCACAUCUACUGACUGUAGAAGUAAGGCUUCUUCAGUAAGUUAAGAUGUGUAAGACUGUAAUUCAAAUUCAAAUUCAUUUUUAUUCAAUUAAACUUUUACAAGUGCUUUUGAAUCGUCAAAAUAAUCUA